UUACAAUUAAUUGCGCAGAGAAUCCGAGAGCUCGACACUGGUCAUCGAAUCAUAUCCUGGCCCGCCCGAGUCAAAAUACACUGACACUGAAGCCAUGUCAUCCUUCAACGACCAAGGUUUCCCUGUAGUUCAUCUCUCCGAUGAUGGUUGGUCCAAUGAGGACGAAGCCACUGCUACCUGCUUUUGCGGAGCUGUGCAACUAGUUUUGCCACUCCAAAAACCCGGUCUCAUAAACCGCCACAUCUGCCACUGCACCGAUUGUCGCAAAAUUGGCUCCGCCUUCUACCAAUCCAACAUUACCGUCCUCUCCACCCACCUCAAACACACCCGCGGCUCCGAAAACCUCACCACCUUCAGCGAAACCAAAACCAUCCGCGCCUCCACCUCCAUGGAAAACGAUUUCUGCAAAACUUGCGGGACACUGAUGUAUAGACGUGGAGAAAGGUUUCCUGGAUUGACGAUUUUGAGGACGGGAACGGUGGAUGAUUUGGGGUUGGCGGAGGGGAGGUUGAGACCGCAGGUUGAGCAGUUUAUUGAGAGGAGGGUGGGGUGGUCGAAGCCGAUUGAGGGGGCGGCGCAGGUGGUGGGGAUGCAUGGGCCAGAGGAUAUUGAGGGUAUUCCGUAAGACAUUGACGUGGAUGAGAGCGUAGGUGUCAGCGGCUAUAUGUAAAGAUUAGAACAUGCCUCUAGUUAUAACGUUGUGCCUACAGAAGAGUGGAGGAUAGGCAGAUUGAGGA
This is a messenger RNA of Aureobasidium pullulans EXF-150, 737 nucleotides long. RefSeq lists its product as uncharacterized. NCBI's taxonomy places the organism in Eukaryota, Fungi, Ascomycota, Dothideomycetes, Dothideales, Saccotheciaceae. The record is from RefSeq and is a predicted model, not a curated record. Gene Ontology annotation, molecular function: carbon-sulfur lyase activity. The transcript is spliced from 2 exons. The coding region runs from base 95 to 625 and encodes 176 amino acids.